AGUAAAAUCAAAGCCAAAAGAAGGAACAAAAAGAACUCUGGAAAGAAAGGGGAGAAUCUAAGAAACAAGAUGCUUGAUCUCUUUACUAUUUUCACUAAAGGAGGCAUCGUCCUUUGGUACUUUCAAGGGACGGCACUCUCUCUCACUCCAGCCGUCAAUUCACUGGUUAAGACUGUACUGCUUCAAGAAAGAGGAGGUAUGGAUGUAUUCAACCACGAGUCAUUGAAGCUCCAGUUUAAGUUGGACAACGAAUUUGAACUGAUCUUUGUGGUUGUGUACCAGAAGAUACUUCAGCUAGCGUAUCUUGAUAAACUGAUGGAGCAGGUCCAGCUAGCUUUCAGGGACAAGUAUAAGAAUAGACUCACUAAUUCUACUCCACUCAAUCCUUCCAUGUAUUCCGAGUUUGGGGAUGUAUUUAAGAAUAUAUUGUUUUCUCUUGAAGAAGCUGACAGACAGUCGAGACAGAAACCACGUGAAAUGAAGCACUGGAACGGAACGAAAAAGAAAGAGAAUGUGACGAAACCUUUCAAUGGAAAGCCCCAAGAGGAAGAGGAGGAAGAAAUAGGUGAAGAGAUCAAUGGAAUUGAAGAUGUUCAAGAGGAAACUGGAGGAAGAGAAGAAGGAGAGAAUGGAAUUGAUGCAACUUCAUCAUUAUCAUCAUCAUCAGGGUCACUCCCAAAUAGUGACAAGAUUAGGAAAAUAAUUGCAAGCAAGACGAAGAAAUCGUCUAGCACCAAGACUACCUCAAAAAAGACAGUCAAACCAUCUAACGGUAAGCCAAAGACUAAAGAGGCUCGUCAGUGGAUGGUUGGAGGAAGCAAAGGAGACACAAAGGCAUUGGAUUAUUCUGGAGGUGCCCCACCCACCACUAAUGGCGUAAACCACGAUGAAGAGAAAGAUUUGUCAUUGAAAGGUAGUAUGAUAGGACAGCUCCAACCUGUCGAUCAAGACACUCCGAAAGAAAGUGGUGGGGGUGGAGUUUUUUCACUCUUCAAGUCUAUCACUGCUGGACGUGUCAUAACUGCAGAAUCAAUUGGUCCGGUGAUGGAGAAAAUGAAAGAGCAUUUGAUAACAAAGAAUGUUGCCAUAGAGAUAGCGGAUAAGCUGUGUAGCUCAGUCACUGGGAAACUGGAUGGAAAGACAAUUGGAACGUUUAGUGGUAUACAAUCUGUUGUUAAAUCAAGUGUUGAAGAGGCUCUUGUCCAGAUAUUGUCCCCUAAAGUACGUAUUGAUGUCCUUCAAGAUGCUUUGAAGGCUAAAGAAGCUGGUAGGCCUUUUGUUGUAACCUUUUGUGGAGUAAAUGGGGUUGGAAAGUCAACCAACCUUGCCAAGAUUUGUUUCUGGCUCCUUGAGAAUGGUCUGCGUGUCCUGAUUGCUGCCUGUGAUACUUUCCGUUCAGGAGCAGUUGAGCAGCUGAAGACUCACACUUGUCGUCUAUCCUCCCUCCAUCCACCAGAGAGGGAGGGAGGGCCCCCUCGUGUCCUCCUCUUUGAGCGAGGGUACGGUAAAGACGCUGCCAGUAUUUGCAUGGAAGCAGUGAACUUUGCUAGACAGCAGAGGUAUGAUGUAGUACUUGUGGAUACUGCUGGCAGAAUGCAGGACAAUGAACCACUAAUGGUUUCACUGGCUAAGCUCAUUCGUGUUAAUUCUCCUGAUCUCGUGUUGUUUGUUGGCGAGGCGUUAGUUGGGAAUGAAGCCGUCGAUCAGUUGGUCAAGUUCAAUCGAGCUCUCAUUGAUUUUGCUGAUUCCAGUGAUCAGAAUCCUCGCUCUAUUGACGGAAUCGUGCUAACGAAAUUUGAUACAAUUGAUGACAAGGUGGGUGCUGCCAUUAGUAUGACCUACACUACUGGACAGCCCAUAGUGUUCGUGGGUACUGGACAAACUUAUCAAGACCUUCGUACUCUUAAUGUGCAGGCUGUUGUUGCAGCCCUUUUGAAAUAGACUUUGUAAAGCUAAUUAUUUCAGAGACUAUUAUUAUUAUUAUUAAUUUAUUAUUAUUACAAAUUUUAUAAAAGAAAAUACAACAUUUGAACAU
This is a messenger RNA of Amphimedon queenslandica, 2035 nucleotides long. Its product is annotated as signal recognition particle receptor subunit alpha-like. Gene Ontology annotation, cellular component: endoplasmic reticulum membrane; signal recognition particle receptor complex. The record is from RefSeq and is a predicted model, not a curated record. Lineage: Eukaryota; Metazoa; Porifera; Demospongiae; Haplosclerida; Niphatidae. Bases 70 to 1941 code for a protein of 623 amino acids. The transcript is spliced from 15 exons. Gene Ontology annotation, biological process: SRP-dependent cotranslational protein targeting to membrane; intracellular protein transport. Gene Ontology annotation, molecular function: GTPase activity; signal recognition particle binding; GTP binding.